AAUUUUGAAUGCUAAAAACCGGCAGCCGGGCCGAUUUCACGCGACGAGUGUGGGCCGGGGACGCGUGGGAUGUCACUUUUGACCCUCGAUUCGAACUCUGGGGGUCCCAUUUACCCUGAAAACGACCUUUUUGGCCCUCCGAAUUUUAUUUGGAAGACUGUAUACAAAGAGAGAGCUACAGGACAGGUACAGACACAGACCGUGCAUGAUUCUGCAGUGUUUUUACGUGAUUAUUGAGCGAACGUCAUUGUACCAACAACUGCAAACGUAAAUACCGACGACUUGAGCGUGUUUUUAGUGACGCAAAUUUGUAUUUGCGACCUUACGCUCGCCUCCUUGCCCGCCGAGACAACGAGAAAAAAAAGUGAAUUCAUCCGCCCAUUUUCGAUUUACCUCUAUUGAUUGGGCUCAUUUUGCUCUUGAGUAGACUAGAGUGGGAUUAUUAUUAUUACAAGUUGAGAAGGGAGAACCUCCAACAACAAUGUCAAGCGGAAGCGCUGAUGUAGAUUUGGAACUGGACAAGCAACUUCUGCUGGAGAUUGCCCGGGCAAAGAGAUCUAAAGUGAAAAACUUGAGACCUUUGAAGGAACUGGCUUUAGAAAAAUUAGUAAGCAGUAAUGAAUGUGAUCAAAGAUCUAUUGCACCAUUUCGAUACCUCCAAGUCUCUCCUCUGUUGCAAAGAGAAAUCUUGAGUCACAUGGUGACCCACGCUUCAGACUGCAGGCGCCGCAUGCGGAACUGUGGGCGGAACCGUGCCCCAGUCGUCAAGUUCAACUGGUUGUUUGAAUUGGCGAGCCAUCUCUUGAGUGUGCAUACAAAGGAGUUUGACUUCAGCAUCUUUGACUAUCCAUUCCUUGUGACAACCAGUGACGAUAAACAAAGAGUGUGGAUGAUGCUGGUUGACAAGUGUCCAAACUUGGAGAGCAUCUUGGACCAGAGUCGUGGUUUAGCACCAGCCCCCAACCCAAAAUUGUGCAGUGUGAUGUCGUAUCUGCAGAAUUUUCCAAAACUCAAACACAUUCUCCUGGCACAUUAUUUUUGUACUUCUGAAGAUUUGGCGCAGCUUGCUCAACACUUGCCACAACUGCAAACUUUGUCUGUUGCUUUCAAGUAUUUCUUCUCUGAUACUCUGCAGAAUUUGCUCCUUCUUCAAAACUUGGAACGAGUGGACAUCACUUUGCGCCAUCGUUAUUCCCACGAGUUUGAAAAUGAGUUGCUGAAAAAUGAGCAUGAGCAAAACAUAAAUAGCUUCAAAGCAGAUUGCAUGGAGCACCUGCCACGCUUGCAGUACUGCUCAGGAGGCGAAGAGCACCACAACUAUCGUCCUUACGAAGGCAACAGAAAACUAUCCAUGAAAGAAAUUGAUGUUCUUGGUGGAUUUGAUUUUGAACUUGUCCCAUUUUUGGAGAAACUGAAAUUAACAGGACCUGAUCUCAACAUUCCAUGCCAUAGCUUCCGACUUCUUUCCAAUCUGACAGUUUUGGAUUUGCUUGGAUUUGAAACUUCUAAUACUUCUGAUGUACUGACCCACUGUGGUGACAAACUCCAUGAACUAUUUGUUAGAAACUGGAGUGAAAAUGGUAUGGACCCUUACGAGGUGUUCUUCAAGUGCCCACAACUGCGCACACUUAAAAUAUCUGAAUGCUCAGUAUUUAGGGGGGAGAGCACUUUUCAAUCUCAAAUGGUGGCGAAGCAUGUGAAGCACUUGAAACAUUUUGAAUACAUGACCCCAUUUUUCCCACCUGAUUUCUUGGCCUUUGUCCUGGCGGCACCAGAUUUGGAGAUAUUUUCUAGUUAUAAGGACUGGAAUUUGUCUAGCAUGGUCCUGGCCCGUUUAAGUGUUGAGCUAGUUGAAGGAUGCAUUUUACAGAAUCUGAAGUUAAUUAAUUUUGAAAAUUACAAUGGCAGGCCCAAUGCUUGCGUUGAGUUUGUAAAGUUUCUUAAGCUCCUUCCUUUCUAUGCCCCUGCACUUCAGUGGGCGCCCAAAUGGCUUAUUCGGCGAAAAGGCCAGAGCCCGAAGGGCCCUCCGGAGGUCCCUGACCCUUUUUAACAUAGGGCUGUAUGGGCGAGGGGCAAGGGCCCCUGAAAUCCACGCCCCACAGAUAAGGGGGCCCAUAAUGGGCUCAUUAGAGCCACAUUGGAAUCUUCUCUUGAGCAAUGAAAUUGAGUUGGGUCUGCAGUAGUGUUAAGAUCUUUUGCAUAAUAUUAUAGUCAUGACUGAAAAAUGAUAAUUCUGAUGAAUAGAACAAAAAAUUUGAAUUUAUUCUAGGUAACACUGCCAGUUCUAAAUUCUGAAUGAAAGAUUUAAAAAAAAAUUUAAAUCUUGGUUAAUUGUUUAGUAGGAUUUGGGCAUCUGCGUGGGGUGUGUGGAAUUUAUUUAAUGGCUGAUCAAAAAUCUAGUGAAUCGGCUAUUUUAAAAUAAUAUGUUGUGUUGAUUGGAGAGUUGCACAAUUGCACAUGUAGUAAUUGAAAAUAUAAUGCUCUGGAAUCUCUGUCAAAUUGCUGAAUUUCAUCUAUAACAAAUGGAUAACUUUGAAUAAUAAGCCUGGAUUAUUUUACUUAUUAAGAAUAAUUAAUGCACAAUACCAUUUCAAAAUAAUGAAACUGUUGUAUUGAUGUAUUAUAAUUAAUCAAUAAAACUUAAUUGUA
This is a messenger RNA of Neocloeon triangulifer, 2649 nucleotides long. RefSeq lists its product as uncharacterized. The record is from RefSeq and is a predicted model, not a curated record. NCBI's taxonomy places the organism in Eukaryota, Metazoa, Arthropoda, Insecta, Ephemeroptera, Baetidae. The transcript is spliced from 5 exons. Bases 482 to 2050 code for a protein of 522 amino acids.